Molecule: messenger RNA, 2978 nt
Organism: Fonticula alba
Lineage: Eukaryota; Rotosphaerida; Fonticulaceae
Exons: 2
Coding region: 1-2688 (895 amino acids)
Cellular component (GO): membrane
Molecular function (GO): transmembrane transporter activity
Source: RefSeq, a predicted model, not a curated record
AUGUCGCAACACAGCAGCAGCCUCAGCCUGCCCAGCGUGCCUGAGCCGCCCCCGCCCGGGGCAGCCAACAAGGCCGGCUGGCAAAAGUGGGUUGUUUUCCCGGUCCUGGUAGCCACCAUGUGCGUCUUCGGGGGCUACUCCGUCAUUGCGAAGGUGGCCCUGGAGAAGGACACCGAUGCCGUGGUGAUGGCCGUCCUGCGGGACUUCUUCGCGGUGCCCCUGCUCCUGCUUGCCGGGUGGCUGAUGGAGUCCCGUCCCCGGCACCAGCGCUGGCGUCGGGCCGUGGAGCUGGUCCAGCGGGCCUGGGCUCCAGAUCAGCCGGUCUUGGACCUGUCGAUCCCGGUCAACGAGGCUGACAUCCGAUCGUACGGCGGCCUGCGGGGCAGCCAUUCCAACAGCCACGCCCCCGGUGCCCACAAUGGGGCCAGCAUCAAUGGCGGCGCGGCCGGAAGCUCGACCGAUGGCCCGGGCCCCGGUCGAAUGCACCUGCCCUCGGUUGACCACGACCUGGACAUGCUGGACCACCGGCUCUUCAAGUGCAGCGGCGUUUGCGAGAUGCUCAGUCAGACGUCCGGCGCCUCGGGCGGCAGCUCGCCCGGCAGCCCGGGCCCCCCGGCCCGGGGGGGCUACUCGCCGGCCAUGCCCAAGUCCAGCGGCCGGGCCAGCCCCGGGGCUUCGGCCAUUCGGCGCCAGCCCCCGGCCGGCAUCCCCACCCAGUGGCCACUCCCCGACCGGGAGAGCAUCUUCGGCCUGCUCCUGCUGGGCGGCUGCCUGGUGCUCAACCAACUGUGCUAUGCCUUGGCCCUGGCCCGGGUGUCGGCCGUGCAUGUGGCCGCCCUUCAGCCAGCGGUGCCGGUCAUCACCAUGGCCAUCGCCUGUAGCAUUGGCGCCGAGCGAGCCCGCUCGUGGAUGGGCUGGGCCUUGCGCUUUGCCGGCACCGCGUGCGCCGCGGCCGGGGCCCUGCUGGUGGCCCUCGGGCCGCUCAUCAUCCCGGACUCGGGCGACACCAUCCCCGGCGAGGGGGACAUCGACUUCCCGACCGAGGAUUUCCCCUCCUGGGAGGAAAGCAGCCUCGGUGGGGGUAGCUCGGCCGACGGGACGCCCGGCGGUGAUGGAGGCUUCGAUGGGCCGGACUCCGGCUCCGGGCCCAUUGGCCGCAUCAUUCGCAAUGCCACCGAGCAAACGCUCGAGUGGCUGCGCGGCAUGUCGGCCCGGCCUGACUCGGCGGCGCGCACCCUGCGUUCGCACUUGGCCCGGUCCGGCCUGGUCUCGGUCGCCAGCCUGGAUCGCGAACUCGACCCGGCCCCGAUGCGGCCCUUCACCGAGACCACCUACGAUCUGGUGCUCGGGAGCAUCUUCCUGCUGGUCAACACCACGGCCAUGUCCCUGUAUGCAUUGUACCUGGCCGGCUUCAUGAAGAGUCGCCCGAUGCGCCGGGCCCAAGUGACCCGGCGGGUGGAGGAGGAAAUGGCCCUGACCGCGGCCGGUCCAGCGGCCGGGGCACCUGGCAGCCGGUAUCCCUCCGGCGCUCGGCGCCAUUCGAUCAUCGACCUCAAUGCCGUCGGCACGUCGAUCACCAUUCGCCCGGUGGGCAUCGAGCUGCCAGGUGCCCCGGCGCCCGGGUCCGAUCAGGCCCCGGCGCCCGGGUCCCCGGUGGCGAUCGGCAGCCCGCGCAUGCACAUCCAGGUGUCCGGCUCGGCCCCGGCCAGCUACUUGGACCUGGAUGCCGUGGUGGGCAUCCCCCCACCGCCGGCGACAUCGGCCUACCACCCGGCGGCCAGUCCCUCGGGCCUCAAUGGGCUUGCCGUGAGCAUCAAUGCUCCCGGCGGCACUGGCACCGGCACCGGCACCGGCACCGGGCGCACAGGGACCGGCCUCUCGCCGGCCCUGCCCCCGAACUACUCCCCGGCCGGGUCUUUCGGCUUUGCCCGGCACUCGCCGUACCACCAUGGACACGGCGGGCACCAGGCCGCCGGUCGGACCACUUGCAGUUGCUUCCUGCUGAAUGUCGUUGAGCCGGGCCUUUGCCAGGCCCUGCGCGAGGACAUCGAUGCCGGCCCGGCGCCGAUCAUCACCACCGCCUGGGCGUACGGCUUCGCCACGCUGCUCAUGUGCAUUGCGCUGCUUGGCUGCCCGCCCGGACUUGGGGACUAUUGCACCUCGGUCCGUUGGGCCAUUCCCACCGAGGCCUGGUAUGCCAUCCUCUAUGGGGCGGUCGGAUGCUCGGCCCUGGGAUUUGGCAUUGUAUCCUGGGCCUCGGGCAAGGGGGGCGUUUCGGCCGCCGGGGUGACCGCCUUCUGGCCCAUCCAGCCGGUGGCCUCGGCCGCCCUGUCGGCCCUGGUCUUGGGGUACAUUCUCCAGUGGACGGACAUCGUCGGGGCGGCUCUCGUGGCCGCCGGCACCCUGCUGGUCAGCUGGAUUCGCGCACGCGAGGAGGCCCAGGAGUCGGCGGCCGCCGCGGCAUCGGCGGCCAACCAGCGCCGGCUGUCGGUCACCGGCGCCGGGGCCAGCCUGUCCCCCACGUCGCAGUACAUGUGGAGUCGGCGGCGGAGCUCCACCGUCGGGCUAAGCCCACGCCCUGGGGGCGUGGGGUCUCCCAAUUCCCCAGGGUCCCUCUCUCGGCGGGACAGCAUCCAGGAGUACGAUGAGGACAACCCCUUGAUUAUGAACCAUCGCUCGGAGCUGUAGGGCCACGAGAGGCUCAAGGGCAGGAGCCUUCACCGACAGGCGAGCGAAUGAGCGGCCACGAGAGAGACCUAGCAGAGUGAAGGAGGGGCGAGGGCCAGGCCGACAGGCAGACGGACACAUGGUACCACGCGUAGGUGGCACUAUGUUCUGAGCGAGGCAAACGGGCGGCCGCCGGCCUGGCGGUAGUUUUGCCAGGACUUUCGCGCGUGUAUUUUCCCACGCCUGCCCUUUGUGCCACUUGCUGCUGCUUUUCCGGCGCACCUCAGCCCAAUGUACUACGAAUGAAUGCC